AUGCAUGAUGGCCUAAUCUCUUGUUAGAAAAGGUUACUCCUUGCCCUUCUGUGUCACUUGAAGCAUCUCACCAUGGAGGAGCUACUGAUACCUGCCGAUGCUGACAAGGCACCACCAGAAUCAUCUUUCUUUUUUCCUAUGGGACCAGCUAAAUCCUUGCUGGAGAGAAUUAAAGACUUUAUGGCACCUACAUUCUCUAUCAGUGUCCGGGAGUAUAUAAAGGAAUACAUCAAGCGAAAUGGACUAUUGACGCUGUCUGUACUAGCCGUGAUCACAGGCUGUGUCUUAGGAUUCAUGCUGAGGGGCCUGUCCCUCUCCACACAGGCAAAAAUUUAUUUUUCCUUUCCUGGUGAGCUGCUCAUGCGAAUACUUAAAAUGUUGAUUCUCCCCCUAAUCACCUCAAGCUUAAUGUCUGGACUGUCAUCUAUGGAGUCAAAAGCCUGCUGCAAGAUGGGGGUUUUGACAGUCACCUACUACCUUUGGACCACGUUCAUUGCUGUAGUGGUUGGCAUUGUACUUGUUUUAAUCAUCAAACCUGGAUAUGGUACAGACAUGGAGAGUAACAGACUGGGAAAUGGACAGGUCAUGACGUCUGCAGAUGCACUGCUGGAUCUGGUCAGGAAUAUGAUCCCCUCCAAUCUCAUUGAAGCCACAUUUCAGCAGUAUAAAACAGACCUUAUUCCCAUUACAAAAACAUCAGCGAACCCUGGAAGCACAAAUUUUGUCUACUUGAUGCCUGAUGACGACAAUCCUAAGGGUCGAACAGUCCUGUUGGAACUUACGCCUGCUCCAGACAUUGAGUAUAAGACCCGUCCAGGCAGCAGUCAGCAGAUGAAUGUACUUGGCAUUGUCAUUUUCUCUGCCACAAUGGGUCUCUUACUUGGUAAAAUGGGUGAACGAGGAGCUCCUCUGGUGAACGUUUGCCAGUGCAUCAAUGAAUGCGUGAUGAAGAUCAUUAAUGCAGCAGUUUGGUAUUUUCCUUUUGGGAUUAUCUUCCUUGUGGCUGGCAAAAUACUAGACAUGAGUGAUCCCUCUACACUUGGGAAGAAACUGGGCUGGUAUGGGGUGACAGUUCUCGCAGGCUUGUUUGUGCACGGGCUUGUUCUGCUUCCAUUUUUUUAUUUCAUUUUGACUGGGAAAAACCCUUUCACAUACAUUAGAGGGCUUCUGCAAGCCAUGGUAAUUGCCCUAGCCACAUCAUCCAGUUCAGCAACACUUCCCAUUACAAUGAAAUGUUUGUUGGAGAACUGUCGAGUGGACAGGCAGAUUGCUCGAUUUGUGCUGCCAGUGGGAGCCACCAUUAACAUGGAUGGAACUGCACUUUAUGAAGCAGUUGCUGCUAUUUUCAUUGCCCAGGUCAAUGAGUACGAACUGGAUUUUGGACAAUUGGUCACUAUCAGUAUAACCGCGACCGCUGCCAGCAUAGGUGCUGCUGGAAUUCCUCAGGCAGGCCUUGUAACCAUGGUGAUAGUUUUGACAUCUGUAGGAUUGCCACCAGAUGACAUCACUCUGAUUGUAGCCAUUGAUUGGAUCUUAGAUCGCUUCCGAACUAUGAUCAACGUACUAGGAGAUGCUCUAGCAGCUGGAAUCAUCGGUCACUUGUGUCGGAAAGACUUUCCACCUGACAGAGGGGCAAAUGAAAAUGACGGUGCAAAAGACACCCGGGCUGACCAUGACAUGGAGAAUGUGCCUUUGACUGAAGUACCACUGCUUGCUGGCAAAGAUUGUAUAUUCGAGGUGGUUGGGGACACAGUUUUUGAACGACCCACAGUCUACUACAAUAUAUGUCAAGUCUGA
This is a messenger RNA of Danio aesculapii, 1797 nucleotides long. It is a transcript of the gene slc1a8a, whose product is annotated as solute carrier family 1 member 8a. Gene Ontology annotation, cellular component: plasma membrane. The record is from RefSeq and is a predicted model, not a curated record. Gene Ontology annotation, biological process: L-glutamate transmembrane transport. Gene Ontology annotation, molecular function: glutamate:sodium symporter activity; L-glutamate transmembrane transporter activity; neutral L-amino acid transmembrane transporter activity. The transcript is spliced from 11 exons. Lineage: Eukaryota; Metazoa; Chordata; Actinopteri; Cypriniformes; Danionidae.